Podarcis muralis (Common wall lizard) is the source of this 2203-nucleotide messenger RNA. RefSeq names its product 3-oxoacyl-ACP synthase, mitochondrial (gene OXSM). Gene Ontology annotation, cellular component: mitochondrion. Gene Ontology annotation, molecular function: 3-oxoacyl-[acyl-carrier-protein] synthase activity. The record is from RefSeq and is a predicted model, not a curated record. Gene Ontology annotation, biological process: fatty acid biosynthetic process. NCBI's taxonomy places the organism in Eukaryota, Metazoa, Chordata, Lepidosauria, Squamata, Lacertidae.
GCGAGGAGACGACACAGGCGCAAACCGUCUCACCACCCUCAGCACUGUUGUUUGCCGGGCCCGUCCGCACCCCCUCACCUGAUGCUAUUUAUCCGCAUAGGAAUUCAUUUCUGAAAACUGCCGCCAUGCUUCUCCACUUCUCAAGAGAUGUCUUAAAAACGGCAUGCCGCAAUCUUCAAGGUUCCCAAGUACAUCGGUGUUUGAGAAUCGUGAGAAAGGCUUUGAGCACGGGCGCAACUCCUCGCAGCCGAAGGAGAGUGGUUGUCACAGGCAUUGGGUUGGUGUCGCCCCUGGGCGUCGGAACGCAACUUGUGUGGAACAACCUUCUCCAAGGAAAUUGUGGGAUCGUUGCUCUUGAAGGGGAGGAAUAUUCGGCCGUCCCUUGUAAAAUAGCCGCCUGUGUGCCGAAGGGAGUUAGCGAGGGCCAGUUUCACAGAGAAAGCUUUGUGUCGAAAUCAGAGAGCAAGGCCAUGUCAUCUGCCACCAUCAUGGCCAUAGCUGCUGCCGACUUAGCAAUAAAAGACUCUGGGUGGCAUCCACAAUCUGAACUGGACCAUUUGAAUGCUGGUGUGGCAAUAGGGAUGGGAAUGGUUCCGCUGGAAGACAUUUCUGACACGGCCUCCAUGUUCACAACAAAGGGUUACAACAAAGUCAGCCCGUUCUUUGUUCCAAAGAUCUUGGUCAAUAUGGCGGCAGGUCAUAUUAGCAUCAGAUACCAGCUGAAGGGACCCAACCAUGCCGUAUCCACGGCCUGUACCACAGGAACACAUGCUGUCGGAGACGCCUUUCGAUUUGUAGCCUACGGUGAUGCUGAUGUGAUGCUGGCUGGGGGGACAGAGGCUUGCAUUAGCCCCUUGUCUCUAGCCGGGUUUGCCAGAGCUCGGGCUCUGGCCACUAGCUUUAACUCAAGCCCCCAGCUGGCUUGCCGGCCAUUCCACUCGCUGAGGGAGGGAUUUGUCAUGGGAGAAGGUGCCGCCAUUUUGGUUUUGGAAGAAUAUGAGCACGCUGCACGGAGAGGAGCUAAACUGUAUGCGGAAAUUUUGGGCUACGGACUCUCAGGUGAUGCUUGCCACAUAACAGCCCCUAAUCCAAAUGGGGAUGGUGCCCUCAGAUGCAUGUCAGCAGCAAUGAAAGAUGCUGGAAUUUGCCCUGAAGAUGUAACAUACAUCAACGCUCACGCCACCUCCACUCCACUAGGAGACGCUGCAGAGAAUCAGGCUAUUAAAGGACUCUUCAAAGAACACGCAUAUUCUCUUGCAGUUUCCUCAACAAAGGGAGCAACAGGCCAUCUUUUGGGUGCUGCAGGAGCUAUUGAGGCGGCUUUCACUGCUUUGAGUUGUUACCAUGGAAUUUUACCACCUACUCUAAAUCUAGAUCAGACGGAAGCACCGUUUGACCUCAAUUAUGUUCCGCUAGUACCCCAAGAAUGGAGAAGUGAAAAGCGGCGUAUUGCUCUCAGUAAUUCUUUUGGCUUUGGUGGAACUAAUGCAACACUGUGUUUUGCUAAUGUUUAGCUUUACUGUCCACGUAUGCAUUAUUUUUUUAAAAAGAUGAUCUGUUAACGGCCUGAAAAACGUGUAGCAAUGCAAACCUCUGGUCUCUCCCCACUCGUCCCCACCCCAAUUCAUUCCUUUUCUCACUUUUACUCCUUUUAAAGUUUAUACUCAAACAAACAGUAAUGUGUAUUUAUAAUGUUUAGGCUGAGGGCAUUUUCCCAUAAAUAUUUCAGAGUUUUGCUCCAUAUCUGCAAGCAGAAGGAAAUCACAAUUCGUAACAGCUUCCUGCCCCAGGAAAUGGGGACGUCCGCAUUUAUCAUAUGGGAGGAAGAAUGGGUUUGUUGCUCAGUUAUAGUGCCAAACUAUAAUUUGGAAUUAUAUUGACCCCAGACUCGCCUUCCCUCCCUUUCUAGGCUGAUAUUCCCUCUGGAACUUUCUUUGUAGCAAACCAUAGCUUGCUGUUCAAAGAGGGCAAGUUACACUUUGCACUCGCCUGCGAACUAGGAUCACAAACCAGAACCAAACCCUGGUUUGGGACAAAGCCCAAGGCUUCUUGGGACUUUCUCAUAUAAAUGCCAAGCUAUGUUUUGCUGUUAUUAUUGGUAUUUGUUGUUGUUAUUAUUCAAUUUAAAAAUACCCAAAGUUUCCUAGGCACUGUACAAACACUCCAAAAUAAUAAAGCCCUUCUCUGUGGGAUUACAGUUUAA